Molecule: messenger RNA, 2413 nt
Organism: Fusarium oxysporum Fo47
Lineage: Eukaryota; Fungi; Ascomycota; Sordariomycetes; Hypocreales; Nectriaceae
Product: fungal transcriptional regulatory protein
Exons: 8
Coding region: 148-2361 (737 amino acids)
Biological process (GO): regulation of DNA-templated transcription; DNA-templated transcription
Cellular component (GO): nucleus
Molecular function (GO): DNA-binding transcription factor activity, RNA polymerase II-specific; zinc ion binding; DNA binding
Source: RefSeq, a predicted model, not a curated record
AUAACAUUCUUAUAGUAAACGCUUCCCUUAACAAGACGGUAAUCCAGGAAUGGGUAUUUUUGGAAUACAUUAACAAGCAACAGAAAAUCUGGGACAUAAACAUUGCUGAUAUCGCGUUUCCGAGCGGACCGAAUCUUGAAAGACAUCAUGCAGACCACUCACCUUCAAGAAAGCGGCAGGAGAACUUCUACCAAUCUCCCGCGCUUAUCAAUCACCGCGUGCUUGAGAUGUCGCGAUCAGAAGCUCAAAUGUGGCCGUGAGCAUCCUAUCUGCACUCGUUGCGAUCGACUCAACGCGACCUGUGUGUAUCCCGAUCCUCCUAAUCGGAGGGGCCCACGAGGCAAACGAAGACAGAGGUUACUACCGCAGACGGCCGAACGCUGUCAAGAUGGUUCCCAACCUGGGCGCAUCGCCAUUCAACAAACUCGCAACAACCCGGCACCACAAGAGCUAUCACCCACCGUGGAACAAACUCCCAGCUCACAGCACGUUCUUCAGACUACUACUGCGAAUCCACCAGGUCCUUCUUGCCAUUCUAGAAGAAGCAUAGGUACUCCAAGUCAGACGGAGAUAGACAAAGAGGCUCCUGACUUAUCCACGGAGCUCUUUACCCCAUAUGAUUCAUAUGCAACUCAGCUGUGUGGAAUGGGAAUAGUGGCGAUAGAUUCAGCCGCCGAUUCAGCGCAGGACCCCUUGCCCCCGACUGCUCUUGGGCUUUCUCUAUUAGAAGUAUACUUUACGCGCGUUUACAAUGCACCCGUGUUAUUUUAUAAACCCCUCCUCUUCCAGCAAUACCUCGAAGGAAAAAUACACGGCGCUCUUCUUAAAGCACUCUUCGCGUUGGCAACUCUAUUCCUUCAUCCCAUAGAUGAUGAGAAUGAACAAGACACCAAUACGGAGCUGAAAAUUCUCCGCAUAUAUCGCUCAUGUGGGCUCUCAUGGGCAAAAUCUGCCUUGGAAGAAGUCAUGUCGUUAACUAUGCACUCCCCGUCUCUCAUGGCAGUACAAGCCUUGGAAUGUAUACAGCUGUUUUGGUUUGGAAUAGGUCAGCCCCACCCUGGAAACCUAUGCCUUGCUCUUGCAUACCGGUCAUGCAAAAUACUUGGAUAUGACAGAAGACCUGCGGAUGAGAAUGAUUCUUGUACUUCAAUUGAGGCCGAGCUUGGUCGCCGAUGCUUCUGGGCUUGCUGGAUAUCCACAUGCAUUGUCAUGCAACCAGAGCCAUACAUUGAAUCAGCUUGGAAAGAGGCUGCUAUGCUACCACUGCCAUGUUUAGUCUCUGGAUCGUUCAAUCAGAUGAUGGACAAAGAUUGGAACUCGCUUCCUGUGCGAAAUUCAUCCGAAAACUUGUACCCUCCUACAACUCCAGGGUUACUGAUCAAGAUCAUUGGUAUUUGGGCGAAAGUGCAGUUGCAUUGCAAGGCCUAUGCUAAUAGAGCUCAUGAUGGUCUCAACUCGUUACGUCAAUUAUCGCAGCUAGCAACGUCGCUAUUCGAUGAGGCUGCCGAGAUGAGAACUUCUGCCAAUCAAGUCGAUCAGACGACCGAAAACCAAAUGAUGCUUUUCUUGCAUGAUUCGGUGUACCACCAAAGUCAGAUCACCUUACACUCUAUGAUUGUUCCCUUAUUCUCCGGUAUUCCAGCUGACGAGAAAAUCGACCCUGAAACUCGGAGACGCGCUGCACAGACUGUGAUUUAUCAUGCAGACCAGUUUAAGUGCCUGCUGGAUCCCUACCUGUAUGAUCAACAAGAUGUUUCGCGCAUGCCUCCCCUUGUUGGCUACGGAGCCUUUGUAGUAGGUAUUAUAUUCCUGUCCACAGAGCUUUGCUGUCACACCCAACCAGUCAUCGAGCUGCCCUUCAACACCAGCACAAAGGACAGUCGACUCGUCACUGUACAAGCUAUCUUACGCUUGUUAGAUACCAUUAAAGCUUACUGGGAAGCUUUGAAGUAUCCUGCUGAGGUACUGCGAUCUGCUUUGGAGGCGGCUCAUUCGGCACUCAGCAAGCCACCCAGGCUGAUCGACUCAGGCAACCAUGAACUACUGCGGUAUCCAAAUGAUAACCACCAGUCAUCGCCAAUAGAAAUAUUAAAUACAACAAUGGAUUUGGCCAACGGGCAUGUCCACUCACCAAUACCGGAUACCAACGCGAAUGACUAUGCCGAAAACACAAGGCCCUCGAAUAUAAGCCAUGAAAGCAAUGAAUUAGAUGCCUUGCCGGGCGACUUUUCAACAAGCCAGAUGGAUGAAGUUCUGGACUUUGAAUGGUACGACGUGUCCUUCGCGGGAGUUGGAGUUGAGGGAUUUGAGGGACUUGAUGCGUCUGAUCUUUUUAGACAAGGCUGGAAGACCUUUAGCUAGUUAUCAAGUGCCUCAGCUAUUAUCUUAUGCAACAUCUAGAUCAUCUGUACUA